AGUCUUGUAGUAGGAAAUAGUAUUAUUUCUAAUUUAGUUAGCGCUAGGGGAUUCCUUAGUGUAGUGAUUCACAGACACACGGACACACAUUGGGUGUAAGGGAGUAAACAUAAAUAUAUAUAUAUAUAUAUAUUUACGUCAUACCUUCAUUUCACAUACAAAGACUCCUUUCUUGUCGAAAUCGCCGCUGUUUUCAUUCCCUGCUCACGUUUUGCUGGUUCCGCCCUCCUCUCUUUCCCUUUCUCUCUCUCUCUCGCCGACUCGCUUCACUUUCGCAUAUUUGCCACAAAAAGGAAACAUCGACCUGACUCUCCUUUUCCGAUCCAAUGAAGUCCAACACGGAAGCCGGUGGGGCUCUGUUCGGCUACAACGGCGGCUACGACGGUGGGGUGAUGCAGCCAGGAAUGAACUCGGUGGAGUACCCGCAGAUGGUCUUCAACAACACGCGCGACCGCGUCCUCGGCUUUAACCAGAGUCUGCAGAUGUACGAGCAGCAGAUGACCCCGGCGCUGGAGGAGCUGCAGCAACUGAUGCAGGAAGCCAACGCCCUGCGAGCGCAGUACGAGGAGGCACUCGCGGAAAAGCAGUCGAUCGAGCUGCUCGCCACGCGGGCGGAGAAGCGGGUGCAGGAGGUGAAGGAGAUUGUGGACCGCUACGUCGGCGUGAAGGACGCGGUGGUGGCCAGCGACGGCUUCACCUACGAGCGCGAGACCAUCUCCUCCUACAUCGACGGCUGCAAGGAGGCGGGUGGCACGCCGACGUCCUACCAGACGGAGAAGCCGCUCACCUCCCUGCUCAUCCCCAAUCGCUCCCUCAAGACCCUCGUCGACCGCCUCGUCACGCUGCAGAAGGCGGAGCUGACGUCGAGCCCGGCAGCGACCGACGGCGUGCCAGCGCACCCGAAGCCGAUCGCGACGGGUCGCUCCAACGCGGCCGGCGGCAACACGAACGACAGCGCCCCCCGCCGCAACGUGCACGGCAGCAAGGAAAGCGCCGGCGCGGUGGAACUCAACGCGAAGGGCGAGCGCGUGCACCCCUGCAUCCGCGUCUACGGCUACUGCAACUACAAUGAGAGCUGCGCCUACGCCAAGUACCCGUACGAUGCGUGCCUCUCGAACCUCAAGAACAAGUGCCGUUUCAAGAAUCAGUGCCACGAGCGCCACGUCGAAUUUCGCGGCCCACUGGACGACUACGGGAACCCGAUUGCGGCGAGCCAGGGCGCGAACAACCACCACAACCACCACCACCACGAGAAGAACGCGUUGGCUGAGGCCGCAGAGGACUCUGCUGUGAGGACGUAA
Leptomonas pyrrhocoris is the source of this 1301-nucleotide messenger RNA. RefSeq names its product putative mitochondrial RNA binding protein. The transcript has a single exon. The record is from RefSeq and is a predicted model, not a curated record. NCBI's taxonomy places the organism in Eukaryota, Euglenozoa, Kinetoplastea, Trypanosomatida, Trypanosomatidae. The coding region runs from base 327 to 1301 and encodes 324 amino acids.